This is a messenger RNA of Pyricularia grisea, 3704 nucleotides long. RefSeq lists its product as uncharacterized. The record is from RefSeq and is a predicted model, not a curated record. NCBI's taxonomy places the organism in Eukaryota, Fungi, Ascomycota, Sordariomycetes, Magnaporthales, Pyriculariaceae. The transcript has 4 exons. The coding region runs from base 263 to 3664 and encodes 1133 amino acids.
CCCAACAGGCCAAAACUGCCGUUGUCAAAAUUCGGCACCUUGCACAGCUACUGCAUGAGCUCGACAAUUGGCACAAAAAAGAAGUACCACGAAACAACAGGCCAGAAACCCCGCAACCCUGAACUUCAACGGUUAUCACAGCAGCAAAGACAAAACAAAACAACGGGCACGCCACAUUGCGACCCAUAAGCAACCUCAGAUAAUGCGCCCCGACAACGUCUUUUUCCGGACGUAGACUCCAGCAGAUGAGCUACGACUUGUGAUGAACCCAAAACCAUCUUCUUCGAACUCUUCGGGGCAGUGGCCACCGCCCAUACGACCGUCCAGGCGUAGCAAACUUCGCAAUGGAACCUUUGUAAUCCCAACCACCGGCGAGCGAUCCCGAAGACAAUUCACCCUUCGACAUGCCCCAACUGGUCUCGACAACGCAAACCCAAACAGCAAUUUGUCCCGACACGACGAUGACGACGAGUCUUCUCCGGGCAUGUUUUCUCGCACGAUACUAGCCAAGCCAUUCCGACAGGCGACUCAGGGACUUUUGCAGGCAUGCCUUGACUUCUACAAGUUCCUGGGUACCCCCAAGGGCCGUGGAGUGCUGAAAUGCACUCUUGCAUAUGUACUGGCCAGCUUGAUGACCUUCAUCGAACCCGCCUCUGAUUUUUUGGGCAAGCGGGAUGGGAAACAUGUGGUGGCCACCAUCACUGUCUACUUCCACCCCGCCAGGUCGGCGGGUUCCAUGAUAGAGGCGACGCUGAUAGCGAUCGUAGCAGUUGCCUAUGCAGCCGUAGUCUCGCUCUCGUCCAUGGCCACUUCGGUCUUUGUCGGUUCGGUCCUCGACAAGCCCACGUUGGCUCAUAUCCUCGUUCUGGUGUUUUUUGUCGCGGGCGGUUUCGGCUUCAUCGGCUGGGUGAAGCAGAGGAUGAACAGCCCACUGGUCAAUGUGGGCGGUACGCUUGCCUCGCUGGCCAUCAUCAGCGUUGUCACCAGGGAAAACGCAACAUUCGCCAGCGUAUGGGAUAACACAAAGAUGAUUCAGGUCUUCAAGAUGUUGGUUAUUGGCAUCACCAUCACAGCUUCGGUCAACUUGCUAUUGUGGAGGACCUUUGCUCGCGAUACGCUGAGGAAAGCCAUGGGAACAUCGUCCACCUCGCUCGGUGAGAUGCUUUCGUAUGUCACUCAUAGCUUUCUAAGUGGGAAAGAAGAAGAACUUUUGUCGGAGCAGUUUUCCAGCUCCGUUUCCGUAUAUCAUACGAGCUACACUACCAUGACCAAUGUUUUGCGCGAGGCGAAAUACGAGCAUUACUUUCUGGGCCACGAACGAAUCUAUUCACUAGACAAGGCAGUAUACAAGUCAAUCGAGACCCUCGCGCAGUCUAUUGGUGGAUUAAAGAGUGCGGCAAACACCCAAUUUGCACUGCUUCGAGAGUCGGCCGUCACCUCACUCGACACUGAUGAUCAAAGGGCUGGUGACGUAUCACCAACGUCCAUUGGACCUCCAACUGUAUUUUCACACCCGUUUUUGUCCCGAUCAUUGUCAAGCUCCUUGAAGAGCGGACUUGGAAGACAUCCCGCUCUUUCUGCUAUUGACGAGGCUACCGACGAGGGAAGCAGUCAGGAGGGUAGUCCUCGCCCCUUUGUCAGGCGUUCAAAUAGCGAUUCCAAGGCUACUCAAAUGACUCAGUCAGCAAUCUUUCGCACUUCAUCCGACAUUUUCUCACUGUUUAUCGACCUUCUUGGGCCGUCUAUGAAGUCACUGGCCUUCACAUUGUCAGAAAUUCUCCGCGAGCCGGCUUUCGGGGCAGCACCUCACUAUGUUGUGAACCUCAACGAGAACUUCAGGCCGAGUCUCAUGGACGCGCUUGGCUUAUACAAUGAGGCACGCGGAAAGGCUCUCAACGAGUUAUACAAAAACAUCGAGCUGGGCCGUCCCAACUAUUCCGACGACCUCAAAGCGGACUUUGAGGAGGUUGCGGCAGCUUGCGGGCACUUCAGCUUCAGUCUGCAAACUUUUGGCGAGGAGAUGUCCAAGUAUCUAGAUGUGCUAGACGACCUCAAGCAUGCUGCAGAGGACGGGAAGACGGGAAGAAGCUGGGAGUGGCUUCGUUUUUGGCGAAAGAACCGAGCGCAUUCAUUGUUCAACACGGGCACUACCUUGCCCUACGAGCACCGGGAGGACCAAGAAAGCCUUGUCAAGCCGAUCAGGCGAUCUCAGCUACCCAAAGGCAUUCCAUCAACCAUGACUUCUCAUCGGGACACAUACAGCUGGCAGCUUGCUGGCGACCAAGCAAACAAGCAUGUGAGCAGAUUUGCGCAAGUGUUGUUGCGGUGGGCGAGACGAUGGUCGAGAGACGAUUUUCGCUUUGGCCUCAAGGUUGGCAUCGGUGCCAUGCUUUGGGCCAUGCUCGCCUUCAUCCCAUCCACGCGCCCGACUUACUCACACUGGCGUGGUGAAUGGGGCUUGCUGUCGUUCAUGGUGGUUUGCUCGAUGACGGUGGGCGCCUCAAACACUACCGGAAUAUCAAGAUUCAUAGGUACGGUCUUUGGUACCGCUCUUUUCCUAGUCAACUGGACAGUCUCAGACGGGAACCCGGUCGCACUGGCUAUGCUUGGCGGCUUUGUUGCAUUCUACAACUUUGUCGUGAUCGUGGCCAGAGGCAAUGCUCCACUGGGCCGUACUGCUUUACUCGCAUACAACGUCACUGCACUUUACGCAUACAGUCUUUCACAAAGGGUUGAUGAUGACGAUGAGGACGAGGGCGGUAUGAACCCGUACAUUGGAGAGAUUGCUCUACACAGAUCCCUCGCUGUCACGGCUGGUAUCGUGUAUGGCCUGUUCGUUUGCCGAGUGGUGUGGCCCAUAUCUGCGCGCGAGAAGUUCAAGGAGGGUCUGUCGGUCCUCUAUCUUCAAAUGGGGCUUAUUUGGAAGCGGGGUCCGCUGGCAAUCUUGCUGCGCAGCGACUGUACAAGGUCAUAUCUCAAGUCGGGAGAGCAGGCUGCAUUACAGAGAUAUGCCUCUCGACUCGAAACUUUGCGCCACGCAGCAGCGUCCGAGUUCGAGCUCCGCGGGCCUUUCCCAUUCGACACGGUAGGGCGCAUUCUGGCGGCCACCAACCGCAUCCUAGACGCCUUUUACGCCAUGAGUCUCGUGACGCAGCGUCGCGGUCACCUUAGCGACGGUGAGCGCGAGCUGCUCCUCUUCACGGCCAAGGAGCGGGCGGUCCUUUGCGACCGCAUCUGCCACGUGUUCCAGGUGCUAGCAAGCUCGCUCAUGCUCGAGUACCCGCUGACCGAGUCGAUCCCGAGUGUGACGCACACGCGAGACCGCCUUCUCGGAAAGAUCUUUCGGUUCCGCAAGGAACAUGCGGCGGCGGGUGCCGCGCUCGCGGCUGUCGAGGGCUCCAUGGUAGCGGACGAGGUUGCCAACGGGACGGGAAGCUCACACCCGCCGUUGCCGCCCGGAAGACGGUCGUCUGAGGCGUCGGCGGUGGAUAAGCUGGGGGAUUGGGCGAGGAUCGGCGCCGUCACGGUCGAAGAGCGCGACUAUGCGCUCUUGUACGCCUACGCGCUGGUCACUGGGCAGGUUGCAGAGGAGCUCAAGAUUGUGGAGAAGGAGAUUGAAAAUCUGUACGGGGUGUUUCCGGAUGAUGUGAAUCUUUUAGAGUGAACCGGAAUUACGUUGGCACAGUAUAACUUGUCUAGGCUAG